AUGGGCGUCGUGUCAGAAGUCAAGCAUGAAGUCCAACAGAAACCUUUCGCCACAACGGCUCAAAUUGAAAAUGGAAUCCAUUCGGACGCCGAAAAAUCGAAUCUGCGCGCGGAAGCGAUGGAAGCGGAAAAUGCGGAAUAUUCAAUGACCGUCUUGCAAGCCGUCAAAGCGUAUCCUAUGGCUUGUCUUUGGGCGGUUCUGAUGAGCUCGACGAUUAUCAUGGAAUCAAUCGGUAAUUUUGUCGCUCUUCCCGCUUUCAAGCAGCAAUAUGGAAUUAUCGACCCAGCGACCGGAAACCACGUUAUUGCUACAAAGUGGCAGUCUGCUCUACAGGUGUCUGGGCAGCUCGGAGCGUUAAUUGGUGUUUUCAUUGCGGGGCCCUUAACCAGUCGAGUCGGCUACAGAUGGGCGACAAUUAUCGGACUCAUGGUUUUAAAUGGCAUGAUCGCUGUGUCGUACACUGCGCACUCGUUGCCUCAAUUCUUCGCUGGACAGAUCCUAGAGGGUCUACCAUGGGGUAUUUUCAUCGCAAACGCACCCGCCUACUGUUCCGAAAUUGUGCCUCUCCGACUUCGUGCGCCGGCUACUCAGAUGCUCCAAAUGUUCUGGGCUAUCGGGAGUAUCAUUGUCCAAGCUGUUAGCUUUGUCUACCAGGACUAUCCAGACAGGCGAGCGUACAGUUUCCCGACACCCCUGGCCAUCGCCAUGUUCCUCGCACCUGAAUCUCCAUGGUGGCUCGUCCGGCAUGGCAAAUACGAUCAGGCCGUCAAAUCUGUCAACCGUCUUGGACGUAAAUCCAGGCUCAACGCCGUGGACACCGUGGCUAUGAUGCGACGAGUCGUGUCGAUGGAGGCGACAACCAAAAAACCGAAUUACCCGGAGCUCUUCAAGGGUACAGAUCUCCGACGAACUUUGAUCGUCUGCGGUGUCUAUGCUGCCCAGAACCUUACUGGUAACCUCAUUGCAAACCAAGCUGUCUAUUUCUUUCAACAAUCUGGAGUCGGUGAACGCCUGUCUUUCGCCCUCGGUCUCAUCACCUCCGGCCUCCAGACCGUCGCCGUCAUCUCCUCAUGGGUUCUCACUACCUACUUCGGCCGACGACCUAUCUAUCUCUGGGGCUCAGCAUUCAACCUCGUCAUGCUGCUGUCUCUUGGUAUCGCCGCUUCAGUCCCAAGAACCCAUGCAUCGACUCUGGCACAAGCCUCACUGGGUCUUAUCACCAGUGUGGCUUUUACAGUAGCCGCUGCGCCCGCGUCUUGGGCUAUCAUCGGAGAGACCUCUGCCAUCCGACUCAGACCUCUGACCACUGGUAUUGGCCGUGCGACGUACUACAUCGUUGAGAUUCCGUGUAUCUUUUUGGGAGGCAAGUGCGGUUACGUCUGGGGAGGUACCGCUCUCAUUUGCCUUGUGGUGGCCUACUUCCAACUGCCAGAAAUGAAAGGCAGAUCAUACCGAGAAAUUGAUAUUCUGUUCAAGCGACGUGUACCGGCUCGUAAAUGGAGACAGACAGAGCUCUCGAUCAAUGACGAUCAGUAG
This is a messenger RNA of Kockovaella imperatae, 1536 nucleotides long. RefSeq names its product maltose porter. The record is from RefSeq and is a predicted model, not a curated record. Bases 1 to 1536 code for a protein of 511 amino acids. Gene Ontology annotation, molecular function: carbohydrate:proton symporter activity. The transcript is spliced from 7 exons. Gene Ontology annotation, biological process: transmembrane transport; carbohydrate transport. Gene Ontology annotation, cellular component: membrane. NCBI's taxonomy places the organism in Eukaryota, Fungi, Basidiomycota, Tremellomycetes, Tremellales, Cuniculitremaceae.